Meloidogyne enterolobii is the source of this 276-nucleotide messenger RNA. The record is from the annotation of a GenBank genome assembly. NCBI's taxonomy places the organism in Eukaryota, Metazoa, Nematoda, Chromadorea, Rhabditida, Meloidogynidae.
AUGUAUUGUCUGAAUUUAAUCAAGAACAGCAACAAUCCGAGCCUUAUUGUACUACCUCAAAGAUAUGUGAGACGAGGAUUUAGUUUGGUGGUCAAUUCUUCGACAGGCGUUCUGUCAACAUUUCUCGCACAUUUUGCGUCAACAUAUGUAGGUCUUACCCAAAUUGAAUUGGAAUUGGGAUCGGAAGCUUUUCAAAGAGGGGUCCAAGUACAUUCAGUACAAGAAGUUGAUGAAAAUAAUUAUAAUUUUUCAGGUUUUUUGUUUUGUUUUUGGUGA